This is a messenger RNA of Aspergillus wentii DTO 134E9, 1047 nucleotides long. RefSeq names its product CIA30 family protein. Gene Ontology annotation, cellular component: mitochondrion. Gene Ontology annotation, biological process: mitochondrial respiratory chain complex I assembly; mitochondrial electron transport, NADH to ubiquinone. The record is from RefSeq and is a predicted model, not a curated record. Bases 1 to 1047 code for a protein of 348 amino acids. NCBI's taxonomy places the organism in Eukaryota, Fungi, Ascomycota, Eurotiomycetes, Eurotiales, Aspergillaceae. The transcript is spliced from 3 exons.
AUGUUUCCUACCGCCAGGUGUCUGGCCGCUAAGCCCUCGGGGUUCAUCAAACGCAGCGCAGAGGAGCUCAGUCGCCUAUCGAAAAUCGCAUGGAAUUCGGAAGGUCUUCACACGCCCACCAAGCCUUUCUCCCUACUCGAUUUCGAAGAUGACGCGACGGUCGCGGGUUGCAAGACGAUGGCCGACCGUGCGGUAGGAGGCCACAGUACUGCCAGUCUCGACUACGUGCCUGAGGAUCCGUCUUCGAACUCCCCAGCUCAUGCUCGAUUCCAUGGAAGCAUCUCGACAAAACUUCCGAAUAACUGGAGGAUUGAGAGGACUGGAUACGCAGCAUUUCGCAACAGAGAUCGGGGCCUCUGGCUUUUUGGACGAUUGUUCUGGGAUGUUGACCCCUACUCUUACCUCGCUUUGCGUGUCAAGUCCGACGGUCGGCGGUAUACCGUGAAUAUCCAGACCGAUUCGAUUGUCGAGACAGACAUCCACCAGCACAGACUGUACACAAAACACCACCGCAUUAACAAACCCUCUCGUUACAAUGACCAUCUUUCGCCACAUGCAGCGGUUGAGGCAUCCGAGUCGCCGGAACUCGCGGAGACACUGUAUCCGAGUGGAAUCCCCCCUGCCCUUUCUGAGAUUCCCCCAGAGUCGACCAUCAUGUCCUCCGCUAGCGCGACUACGUCCGGUUCAACAGGAUGGGAAACGAUCCUCCUGCCGUUUAACUCUUUCGUCCGUACCAACCAUGGGCUUGUCGUUGAGCCGCAGACCUCUUUGCUCCGUCAGCGGGUGAAGAGUAUUGGCAUUGGUAUUACGGACCGAGUUGAGGGUGCAUACGACCUGCGAAUCCACCGCAUCUGGGCUACAAAUGGAAUGAGCGAGGGAGAAAUUGAGGAGGAAAGACGGAUCUGCGGUGCUGACGCACUGCCUGUUGACGAGGGCGUCAUGUCUGGCUGGACCAAGGAAGCCCAGGAUGGCAACUCGAAGAAAGCGGAUGGACAAAGAGAACCCAAAGAGAAGGGUCUCAAAGGUCUGCGCUCUGAGUGGGAUUAG